Molecule: messenger RNA, 1313 nt
Organism: Cygnus atratus (black swan)
Lineage: Eukaryota; Metazoa; Chordata; Aves; Anseriformes; Anatidae
Product: programmed cell death 1 ligand 2
Exons: 7
Coding region: 126-1091 (321 amino acids)
Biological process (GO): cellular response to lipopolysaccharide; immune response; cell surface receptor signaling pathway
Cellular component (GO): external side of plasma membrane
Source: RefSeq, a predicted model, not a curated record
AGCCAUUGCUAUCAUGCAAAUAGGAUACAGCUGCUUUGUCUGUAAAACUUUGACAGUCCUCGCUGUUAUGUGAACCUUCUGAUUCUUCCAAUGGUUGCAUAAAUACCCCAUAUCCACCCGAGAAAAUGUUCCAAAUCCUGACAAUGCUGUUGCUGGAAAUGCAGCUCUGGGUGGUUUCAGGUUUAUUUACAGUUGAAGUUCCUCAGCAGCUGUAUGUUGCUGUGUAUGGGAGCAAUGUGACCAUGGAAUGCAGAUUCCCUGUGAAUGGCUCAUUGAACCUGGGACUCUUAAGUGUUGUCUGGGAGCAGAAGAGGCAAGGUCAGUCAGAAUCAAGAGACGUGUACACACUUCACAAGGGGCAAGCGCUCCCUCCAUCCCAGCAUCAUGAUUACAUGGGAAGAGCAGCACUGUUACACGACGAACUGAAAUUGGGACGAGCUAUCCUUCAAAUCACCAGCGUAAAGGUCACAGAUGCAGGAUCAUACCUUUGUCUUAUUGACUACCAGGGCGCUGACUACAAGUACAUUACUUUGGAAGUAACAGCAUCCUACAGGAUAAUAAACACUCAAGUAAUGAGAAAAGGGAAUGAAGAAAAGUUUGUUUUUAUAUGUCAGUCAGAAGGCUUUCCUCUGGCAGAGGUAUUCUGGCAAAAUGAGAAGAACAUCAGUCUCACUGGGUCUGCAAAUACCACCUACAUGCUGACUGCAGAUGGCCUCUACAAUGUCACCAGCAUCCUCAUGUUCAAGCCAAACAUGAGUGAGAACUACAGCUGCAUUUUCUGGAAUAAAGAACUGAAUGAAGAAUCUUCAGCUCACUUUUUCACUUUAGCUUUAUUGAGUACACUGUACAGUGGACAAAAAUCCCUGAUCUUAUUUAUCAUCGCCACGUGUGUGAUAGUAACAGUCCUUCUUUCUGCAUUCAUAAUCUUUCAAAAGAGAAAAUCGUUCAAGAAAUGCCAUGCCAAAAAAAAGACAGGAAAACUGAACCCUAGCCUGACAGAUGAGAACAGAGAUGACUAUAGCCCUCAAACUGAGGCUGCAUACUUGUCAACUGCCACAUUUUCUGAAGACAGUGGGAAUGUGAGUCUGUGAGAACUCCUCAUCUCACAUGCUGGAAUUUGCACUUUUUAUAUCUGUUUCUGAGGACUUCAGAAGAAUGUUACAGCACUUUAGCUUUAGAUGAACAAUGAACUUGUGGGAGUUUGUUCGCACUAGAUUAAUGGACAGCUGUGCUUCUUCAGACACAGUAUCCUGAAGUUACUGAGAAUUGUGCUGUUAUUAAAUAUGGUUUACUACUGGGAAAAGGUUUUCUGA